Messenger RNA from Helianthus annuus (common sunflower), 984 nucleotides. RefSeq names its product WASH complex subunit 1-like. The transcript is spliced from 4 exons. Lineage: Eukaryota; Viridiplantae; Streptophyta; Magnoliopsida; Asterales; Asteraceae. The record is from RefSeq and is a predicted model, not a curated record. Bases 1 to 984 code for a protein of 327 amino acids.
AUGGAGUUCGAUGACCUAGAGCCUGCCAUGGCCCCCGAGCCGGUAGCUGCUCCUGACCCUGUGUUUGAGCAUGACCCUAUUCAUGCUGGCGUACCCAUUGUUGACCCUGUGAUUGCUGAUCUACCCGUUGAUGAUCACCCUGUUGAUGCUCCACUAUUGGAGGGCGAUUAUGUUGUUGCUGCUGCUCAGGCUGAUGCCCCUCUCAUCGUUGAUGUACCCGCUGAGCCUGUCAUUGUCGCUCCUCUUCCUGAUCCUGUUCCUUUGGAGCCCGAUCAUGCCCUAUUUGCGACCCAUAUUGAUCCCCGUUAUGCGCACACCCAGAAUGGGUGGAUUGAUGCUGAUGAUGAGCUCCCACCUUUUCCCCCACAUACCACCGAUGCACGUCACUUGGAUUUCCCUUUUUCAUUCGCUCAGUUCACACUUCCAGCUCGACCUGGAGAGGGUUCCUCGGCUCAUCCCUUUGGACAUGUGCCGACAUCUGUCCCAGUUAUACCACAGUUCUCUUCGGCUAUUCCCCCUGUUCCACCAUUUUCUGUGCCACCUUUUACCCAGCGAGAGGCACUCACACGGCGUAUACAGGAGCUCGAGAGAGCUCAGCCACCGCCGUGCCAGUGUCGGGGUCAGACCCACCCUGCUACUUCGCAGCCCCCUCGACCGUUGUCACCGGACUCUGCUGCACGCCUUUUGGCACUGGAGCAGCAGAUGGCUUCCUGGAUCAAGGCGGGAUCAGUUGCGGCUGCGGCAGCUGCUGAUGUAGAGGUUGAGGAGGUGGCGGUUGUUGGUACCCAUAAGCUGGGUAUCCAACUCCCUAGGGAGCUCCAUAGGGCCAUUCGGGGUGGAGAGCAUUGUAGUCCCAUGCUGCCUGGUACGGGUCAACGCCAGCAUAGUUGUAGUUGGUGUGGGCCGGUUGCUCAAAGGGAUUAUACGCCGCUGAACCGGCGUAUGCAGGAAUUGGGUUACCAAAACCCAACGGUCGCGCGAUAG